UUUGAGACAUUCACACGAUACGACCGAAAAUACCUAUUUACCACCCUAGUCUGUUAGGGGCUGAUGAAGGCCGGGUCGGAUCUGCCAUCGUCAACUGCAGAGUCUCACCAUACAGUUCACUGAUCUUAGGCUUCUCUCUCUUUCAUAAUUUCUGGUUUCUUCAGCCUGUACUUUGUUUUCAGGUUCCGGAAAAGGCUUUUGGGAAUGGCAGCAAUUUACAGCCUCUACAUCAUCAACAAGUCUGGUGGCUUGAUCUUUUACAAGCUUAUUUGACAAAAUUUGUGUGCACAUACUUGCGUCCAUGACAAUUAGGAUUAUGGAUCUGCUGGACGGAUGGACACAAAUGAUAGCUUACGAGUGGCAAGUUUAUGGCACUCGAUGCAUGCAAUUUCUCAGCAAUUAUCGCCAGUUGUUGGUUGUUCAGGGAUUGAGCUUCUUGAAGCGGAUACAUUUGAUCUCCACUGUUUCCAAUCACUCACUGGCACAAAGUUCUUUGUGGUCUGUGAGCCUGGUACACAGCAAAUGGAAGGUCUCCUGAAAGCCAUCUAUGAGUUGUACACGGAUUAUGUCUUGAAGAAUCCCUUCUAUGAGAUGGAGAUGCCUAUAAGGUGUGAGCUUUUUGAUAUAAACCUAACACAGGCAGUACAGAAGGAUCGGGUUGCCUUGUUGGGCCGAUAGUCUCCUUAAUUGGGACUUGUAUCUGACAUACUUGUUAUUCGCUCUGAUUUAUUCUAAUGUUCAUUAUCAAUUUAUCAGAGCAAUCUUAUUUUCUAGUUGAUAUGAUAAGAUAGCUCAUUUUUUGUUAAGAGUCCAGGCUGAUGUUAAUUUCUGGAUGAUUAACCAUGGUGUACUCAGUGAUGGAGAGAGUGUUUCUUCUGGAUGGAUUAUUUGGAAAUCAUAUUGUAAAAAAUGUUAAGAACUUGUAUACUCGUAUACUCUAUCAGAGCAAUCUUAUGGGCUGUGCUUUGUUAUUGGAUUUCA
Molecule: messenger RNA, 981 nt
Organism: Carya illinoinensis
Lineage: Eukaryota; Viridiplantae; Streptophyta; Magnoliopsida; Fagales; Juglandaceae
Product: trafficking protein particle complex subunit 4-like
Exons: 3
Coding region: 334-678 (114 amino acids)
Biological process (GO): endoplasmic reticulum to Golgi vesicle-mediated transport
Cellular component (GO): TRAPP complex
Source: RefSeq, a predicted model, not a curated record